CCCUCAACGGAUCAAUCGCGCAGUACCAGCCAGGAGCGCAACCCAACCGGCAUGCGUGAUGAGUCCAGUGCCUCGCCCUCAACGGAUCAAUCGCGCAGUACCAGCCAGGAGCGCAACCCAACCAGCAUGCGUGAUGAGUCCAGUGCCUCGCCCUCAACGUAUCAAUCGCGCAGUACCAGCCAGGAGCGCAACCCAACCGGCAUGCGUGGUGAGGUUACUCCGAACCCGUCCGGGAAAAGCAGCAUUGGAGGCAACGGGAAUCGUGGAGGGAAACAAUCCGGACUCGGUGACACUUCAGUUGUUGCUGUUGGUCUCGGUUCCCUUGCGGUUCUCGUCGUGGCCGCCGCCGUGGUGAUGACGCCUCUCUGA
Trypanosoma rangeli is the source of this 369-nucleotide messenger RNA. RefSeq lists its product as uncharacterized. The record is from RefSeq and is a predicted model, not a curated record. The annotation marks the transcript as partial. NCBI's taxonomy places the organism in Eukaryota, Euglenozoa, Kinetoplastea, Trypanosomatida, Trypanosomatidae. The transcript has a single exon.